CUUUUACCACUCACAGAUCGGAGGAUAAUGCAGCUUGUGGUAUUAUUAUUAUAGCUACUCCAAGGGGUAUAUCUGUUUAAAGGAACCCUGAUUAAAAAAUCGACCAUGAACACAAUUCGCCAGAUUCAAUCGCUCAAUAAGCGCGAACUUGAAAAUGCCGUACCACCUGAAGCUUCAUGGCACGCAGAUUACCGUGAUACAGCCUACAUAUACAUCGGCGGCCUCCCUUACGAUCUAUCCGAAGGAGAUGUCGUGACUAUCUUCUCACAGUUCGGCGAACCAGUCCACGUCAAUCUUGUCCGCGAUAAGGAAACAGGAAAGAGUCGAGGUUUCGCCUUUUUGAAAUAUGAAGACCAGCGUAGCACUGACUUAGCUGUCGAUAAUCUGGGCGGCGCCACAGUUCUCGGGAGGAUACUUCGCGUGGAUCAUGUGAGAUACAAAAGACGGGAGGAUGAAGGAGAAGAAGAUAAUAUUGCAAAAUUACUUGGGGAAACCGCAGUAGAGCAUGCGAGCGAUAGGGGGGCAGAUGGUGAAAGGCAAAAGCGGAGAAGAGGGGAUGGCGACGCGGCAGAAGAGCGGAGGCGACCUUUGUUGAAAGAGGAGAUAGAGCUGGAGAAGUUGAUACGAGACCAUGACGAGGAAGACCCGAUGAAGGAGUUUCUCAUCGAAGAAAAGAAGGAGGAAGUCAGUCGGGCUCUGGAAAAAUGGAAAAGCGAGGAAAAGAAGUCUCGACGACGGGAUGACAGCCGGGACAGAUCUAGUCGAUAUCACCGUCAUCACCGUCAUAGGAGGCAUCGCGAACACCGGUCGCGCUCUCGGGAGAGGAGUCAUCGGGAAAAUAAGUUGACUUCAAGGGAUGAGAGGUCUUACAGAGACAAAUCACCAUCAAGGGAAAGGUCCUACAGAGAGAGAUCGCCAAGGAGAUCACGGUCUCCUCAUGCACGACAACAAGGAGACAGAUCUGAUCGCCGACGAUGA
Monascus purpureus is the source of this 978-nucleotide messenger RNA. The record is from the annotation of a GenBank genome assembly. NCBI's taxonomy places the organism in Eukaryota, Fungi, Ascomycota, Eurotiomycetes, Eurotiales, Aspergillaceae.